AUGGCGAAUACUUAUUCGACGUGGAUGCAGUGGCUUGUAUCGACUAAUAAUGUCAAACAGCUAUGGGUAGCUCAACCGACGUAUAUAAUAUCGCAGAUAAUAUAUGUUCUAGCGGGUGUAGUUACUUUGGUACAUGCUUUCAAGAAAGGUGGUCGGUGGCCAUACUUUUGGCUGGGGACCGUACUGCACGGACUUUAUGCUGACAACUUUUGGCAUUUUGUACUGCCGGAAUACGACAACUUCUGGCAUUCUCAGACACCUGUUAUAUUUCUGGGAGGACGUCUUCCGCUACACAUAAUAUUACUAUACCCAGCGUUUAUAUAUCACGCUGCAUAUGCUGUGCAUAAAUUGAAUCUGCCAAGAAAUGCACAGCCUUUUGCAGUUGGACUUUUAACAGUGUUAAUCGACAUUCCAUAUGACAUAGUAGCGGUUAAAUUUGUCCACUGGACGUGGCACGAUACCGACCCUAACAUUUACGACCGUCAUUACUGGGUUCCGUGGAACUCGUACUACUUUCACGCUACUUUUGCAUCCAGUUUCUAUUUCUUUUUCGACGCGAGCAGAAGAUGGCUGGCACCAAGAGUCGCUCAGUGGUCUUCAGCUGGGAAGGGGGUGGAAUGGAAAUCUUUAAUCAUAGCGACAUUGUUGGGCAUGCCUGGCGGAGUUCUACUGUUUGUUCCUAUUUACCAUCCUUUACACGAUCUCUUUAAUGUACACUCGGAAGUAACGUUCUUCCUGCUAUUCUCCAUUUAUUCUGUUGUCGUCCUACAAGGCCUUUUAAGCGAUCGUGUAAAGAAUAAUGAAAAACUCACUACUAUUGAUUACGUUCUGAUAAUACAACUGGCUAUUCACUACAUAAUUUACUGGGUGUUUGUGGUCUUCUUCAACCCUGAGAGAGAAGUGUCUGUGGGCCUGCAUGAGCCGGUUGGCCCUUGCAGCGAAGUGUCUUCGUUAGUGUCGCCCUUUGGACAGACUCUAUAUAAAAGGAAAUACUUCUGCCCUGACGAUUACGAUGAAAAGUAUUUUGACUUUCAUUGCGUCGGCGGCAAAAAACCGGCAAAUGGCGCCGAGUGGUACACCAUCUGCGGAACUUCUUUUGAGAAUCGCAUGGAGUACAUAACCGUGCUAUCCACAAUUCUAAUCGUGGCAUCCGGAGUCUUCUACGGAAUUUAUUUCAAAACGAACAAACAAUCAAGUAAAAAAAAUAAUUGA
Molecule: messenger RNA, 1212 nt
Organism: Melitaea cinxia (Glanville fritillary)
Lineage: Eukaryota; Metazoa; Arthropoda; Insecta; Lepidoptera; Nymphalidae
Exons: 8
Coding region: 1-1212 (403 amino acids)
Source: RefSeq, a predicted model, not a curated record